Telopea speciosissima is the source of this 412-nucleotide messenger RNA. Its product is annotated as mitotic-spindle organizing protein 1A-like. Gene Ontology annotation, cellular component: interphase microtubule organizing center; spindle; centrosome. Gene Ontology annotation, biological process: microtubule nucleation by interphase microtubule organizing center; gamma-tubulin complex localization; mitotic spindle assembly. The coding region runs from base 96 to 320 and encodes 74 amino acids. The transcript has a single exon. Lineage: Eukaryota; Viridiplantae; Streptophyta; Magnoliopsida; Proteales; Proteaceae. The record is from RefSeq and is a predicted model, not a curated record.
UCACUGAUUAACAGUAGGAUUUUGUAAUGUCCAGUGGGAGCUUUUUGAGGCUUCUAAGAUGAAGAAAUUUCUGUCUCUUUAGUCUUUCACUUGCUAUGGAUCCAGAAGCUGCACGGAAUGCCCGAGAUUCACUAGAGUUGGCAUUUCAUAUGUCAAACAUUCUUGAGACGGGUCUUGAUCGACACACCCUCUCCAUUCUCAUUACCCUUUGUGAUAUGGGUCUGAAUCCGGAGGCCCUUGCUGCACUUGUUAAGGAGCUCCGGAGGGAACCCUCUUCAUCUCCCUCCACAACCACAAAGUCAUCAUCAGCCCUUGAAUAGGUUAGUCUAUAUUCCAUCAUUCUUUUAUAAUUUUGGCUAUACAUAUACCAUCUUUUUUUUCUUCACCCAUAUUUGUUUCAGGCUCUGCUUUC